Clonostachys byssicola is the source of this 951-nucleotide messenger RNA. The record is from the annotation of a GenBank genome assembly. Lineage: Eukaryota; Fungi; Ascomycota; Sordariomycetes; Hypocreales; Bionectriaceae.
AUGGCCAACGAAAUCAAAUUGAUUGCUGGCAGCGGCCACCCAGAGCUUGGCACUUUGAUGGCUAGCCGGCUCGGGACGCGGGUCGCCAGCACAACUCAUGUCAAAUAUUCCAACCAGGAAAUGAGCAUCUCCAUCGGCGAGUCAGUCCGAGACGAAGAUGUUUUCAUCCUCCAGUCCACCGCGCCUGGAGAGGUCAACGACGGGCUAAUGGAGCUCAUGAUCCUCAUCAACGCCUGCCGCAGCGCGUCGGCGCGACGCAUCACCGUGGUCCUGCCCAGCUUCCCCUACAGCAGACAAGACAAGAAGGACAAGUCCCGCGCCCCUAUCAGCGCGAAGCUGAUGGCUAACAUGCUGCAAGUAUCUGGUUGUAACCAUGUUAUUACCAUGGACUUGCAUGCUUCUCAAAUUCAAGGCUUCUUCAACGUGCCUGUGGACAAUCUUUACGCUGAGCCGUCCGUGCUUCGAUGGAUUCAGGAGAACAUCAACCUCGACGACUGCGUCAUUGUCUCACCAGAUGCUGGAGGCGCAAAGCGUGCCGCGGCCAUUGCUGAUCGCCUGAAGAUCAACUUUGCUCUUAUUCACAAGGAACGCCCGCGACCCAACGUCGUCGGUCGUAUGAUUCUGGUUGGUGACGUCCAGGACAAAGUGGCUAUCAUAGUAGAUGACAUCGCAGAUACAUGCGGGACGUUAGCAAAAGCCGCAGCUACCUUGAACGAGCAUGGCGCCAGCCAGGUCUACGCCAUCGUAACUCACGGUAUUCUUAGCGGCAACGCUAUUGAUAAUAUCAACCAGUCCUGCCUCUCUGGCCUGGUUGUCACCAACAUUGGCGAUAAGGUCGAACGGUGCCCUAAGCUCAAGGUGAUUGACGUAUCAGGGACUCUUGCUGAGGCAAUUCGUAGGACUCACAACGGUGAAUCUGUGUCAUAUCUUUUUACUAAUGCUCCUCUUUGA